Messenger RNA from Piliocolobus tephrosceles (Ugandan red Colobus), 2559 nucleotides. RefSeq lists its product as uncharacterized. The coding region runs from base 1 to 1092 and encodes 363 amino acids. The record is from RefSeq and is a predicted model, not a curated record. The transcript is spliced from 3 exons. NCBI's taxonomy places the organism in Eukaryota, Metazoa, Chordata, Mammalia, Primates, Cercopithecidae.
AUGGAGUCUCAGGGAGGGGGGCCAGGUGACAGCAUCGCCCUUUCCUCUCCGGCUAUUGCGCACCUUCUGGAGCCUCGCUCAGCCUGCUCCCUCCGGCGCAACACGCCAAUGCUGCUACCCACAACGCACAGACCAGAAACCAGGAUAGACAGAAGCCUGGGAUGGCCUAGCACCGAGCAGGCCCAGCGCAAACGCAAGGUCUCUUUCUCUCCUCUCGGUGAACCCCACGCCCAGUCCCGGGAGAGGGAGCGGAUGCUUAUUUCCGAAAGCUGGCAAUCCUGCAGUGGCAACUGGAAAAAUAUAUAUACUUGUGUGUGUGUGAGUGUGUGUGUGAGAGAGUGUGCGUGUGUGUGUGCGCGCGCUCGCGCGUACAGCGCAUAUCGUGCCCAGCUACAAGGAAACCUGGCGGCUCCUCUGAAACACAACUUUGAGUCCCGGCAGGGCGGAGGUGGAGAGAGAUUCUCCGCUUGGGCCUGGAGGGACGGCCAGGGUUCCUUCCCGCGGGCCAGCCUCUCGUCCUUCCUCCCGGGAGGGGGCGCCUUCCCUUUCUCCGGAUGCGGGCCUUUCAGAGUCAGCGACGCCUUAGACUCCUCCCAGAAAAAUGCACCCUCAUCUACCCAAUUCUGCCCUACCUGUUGGAGCUCCCGGACCCGCCCACUCGGUGAGGUCAGAGCCCACCCCUGGAAGGGCCGCUUGUCGGGGACUGGCUCGCCCUCUCCUGGCCUCCCCGGACCAGCGCGCGGGGAGGAUCCCGGCAACGCCGGGCGGCUGCAGACCUUGAACGGCCUUAGCCUGGUGACCUCCCCGGGAAAGGCUAGGCGGUGCUUCCACCCUGAGGGCCACUUGUUAAUUCGCACGAGAAAGUGCUGCCGAGGGUCCACACGUGCGAAUCCGCCUGUGGAGUGCUUCCCCGCCCUGGGGGCAAGGCCUAGGGGAGGCCAAAGGGGAGAAGUUGCCGGAAGACUGGGAAGUAAGGGCAGGGGCGUCAGAGGAAUCGAAGGUGCAGUGACAUCAGGCUCGGACACCCGGCGGACUCCUCUCAAGGCCUCAAACUUCUUCAUGGGAAAAAAUGGCUUCUCCUUUUUUAAUUGAAUGAACUAGAAGAAGUUCAUUGUUAUUCAUCAACUUCAAAGAGACUAUAUGAGGCCCCUUGGCCAGGACUACAGAGCAGUGUUUUUUAAAUCAGAAAUUAUGGCCAAAAAGAAGAGGAGACCAGAACACAUGGGUAAAUAUUACUGAAUUAGUGGUUUUCCUUCAAUAGUUUAGUUUUGGUGUGUGAGAGGAAGAAAGUUGCAAGAGCUUAUGUGCCAGGUACUGUGCUAUGAUCUGAAGAUGCAGAAAUGAAGAAAAUGCAAUCCCUGGUCCUCCCACCUGAUGGGGGAAGUGGACUUCGCACCCUGUGGAUAAGGAAUAAGGAGUACACAGUGUAGCACUGUGGUUAGAAGCACCAGCUCUGUCAUCACAGGGCUUGGCUUGUUCCCUGGCUCUGCUGUGGGCUGUGUGGCAUUGGGCAAGUUACUUAACUUCUCUGUGCAUUUUGUUUUGCAUCCUAAAAAUGGGGUGAGUGAUAAAAUCUAUGUUAUAUGGUUCCUGUAGGGAUUUAGUGAGUUAAAAUAGUUAAAGUACUUAAGCUCAGUGCAUACUUUGAGUGUUUAUUACUAUCAUUGAGAAGAUGUAGAGGAGGUAUAUGGGCAUAGAGAGCAAGGUGCAGCUGACUGCUUGGAUGAGGCAGCGGAUGCUUCAAAGAGGAGGUGACAUUUACUUUGCACUCUGAAAGGUGAGUGGGAGUUCAGUUGACAAGGGUGGCGUGAAGGAACCCAGGCAGUGGGAAGCGUGGUCGGGGCAGAGAGAAGGUGAUGGCUCGAAGGAGUAGCAGAGAGGUCAGUGUGGCUACAGCCCGGGACUCUCAUGUGGCUUGGGGGAAGGGAGUAAAAUCACAGGCUGAGUCUGGAAAGGUGAGUUCAGGCUAGACCGGGAAAGGCUUUAAACUCCGUGUCAUUCAUUCAUUCAUAUAAAUCUAUUAUCCCCAUAAAGAUGAAGAAGGAAGGCAUUAAAAAGUUAUGUAAUUUGCCGGGUGUGGUGGCCCACGCCUGUAAUCCCAGCACUUUGGGAGGCAGAAGCUGGCGGAUCACUCGAGAUCAGGAGUUCGAGACCAGCCUGGACAACAUGGUGAAACCCUGUCUCUACUAAAAAUACAAAAAUUAGCCAGAUGUGGUGGUGGGUGCCUGUAAUCCCAGCUACUUGGGAGGCUGAGGCACGAGAAUCGCUUGAACUCAGGAGAGGUUGCAGUGAGCCGGGAUCACGCCACUGCACUCCUGCCUGGGCGACAAAGCAAGACUCCGUCUCAACAUCACUGAACCAGUAGGGGGCAGAGCUGGAAGUUGAGCCAGGGUGUGUCUGACUCCCGAGCCCCGCACCUUGACUUUGUGCUUUCUCACAAUGCCUAUGGCUGCUGCUUUAAAACAGCACUUUCCAUUUGCCUUGUUAAAUGGGAUUGUAUAUGAAUUAUACUGCACUGUUUAUUUUUAGAGAAAUAAAAGAACCUAAUAAAGGAAUCUG